GUGUAGGUGAGCACGAGUUGUAGUAUUGUUAUUAAUUACAGUAGUUAGACUAUGAUGGUGUUGUUUCAUUAUCUGUGACUGUUGAAGUUUUAUAUCAUCACCUUAUAUGUGACAGACAACACCUGUAUUAAUGAUUAGCUACAUCGGUAAUGAAUCGGUUGAGUCGUGGUUGUUGUCUGUUAGGGCGGAGAUCUUGGUCCAUCAUGAGUAAACAGCCUGUGAGCACCUCCAGCUAUGCCAUGGUGAUGGCCAUAGAAGACCUGGAGAAGAACCCUUACUUUGAGAAGUAUGCUGGCAAGAUCGCCAUGUUGCAGAAAGAAUCUCCAGAAGAAUUCCUAGAGAAAUUUGCUAAGCAUAAAGAAUUAAAGAAGAGUCAGCCAGGUGGUCACGGGUUUACUGAAGUAGCUAAGAAAUCUAAAGAGACCACAUCUAAAGGUGCUUAUGGCUUCACUCCCCAGAAGAAACUUGAAAGUGUAAUGAAGAUGGACCUCCUGAAGGACAAACACAAUGAUGAAAUUAAAUAUAUUUGGACAGAACAUUUCCGACACAAAGAUGCUGUGAGUGCAGUUAUUCCUGCUGCCACAUAUGAUAAACUACAUGAAACAGCUCUUAAGUAUACAACAUUCCUUUUCCCACUACCAAGAGAUAAAGGCUACGAGUUUAUUGUUGCACAGUUUGCUGCUCAUGAGGUGCAUUUCACUUCUCUCAUAAACUAUCAGGCACACCGAGAGGACGCUCCAGAGUGUCUCACAUUGGUACACUAUCCGGACCUCAAGGAAGAACGAGGUAUUGUCUUCAUGCAUGGCGAUUAUGACAAAAACACAAUCAAUGCCUUUGAAGCUCAGUUCCUGGUGAAUCAGCUUCAGCUUUACUAUGGCGGAGGAAACAAGACCAAGACUGCUCUAUUGCAAAAGUUCCAUGAGGCCCCGGAACAGUUCAAGCACAUGGAACUUGUUGAUCAGCUGGAGAAACUGGACCUGAGUGUGUUGUCUCCCCAAGAUAAAAAAUGAAUAAUAGAUAUUGGGAAAACUGUAGGAUUAUGAUCUUUGUAGUUUUUUAAAUAUUAACUAUUUAAUGGCAGCCGUUAUUAGUGGAAGUUAGCUGAAGGGAUGGCAAUCAUCAUCAAUUGAAGUCAGCUGUAGAGACAUCAGCCAUCAUCAGUGGAAGUUAGCUGUAGAGAUGGCAGCCAUCAUCAGUGGAAGUUAGCUGUAGGGAUGGCUGUAGGGGAAGUCCUUAGCCACCAUGGGUUGGUUGAGGAUAUGAUCAGGUGUGUGUUCAGAAACUUUUGUCUAUUGUCUUCACUUGUGUUCCAUUUUCCUCACUGUUAUUUCUCCUUUUCUUUGAAGUUUUUCUUUUCCUUUGAUCCACCCCACACAGGAGUGAGGAGAAGUACCGGGGUAACAAUGAUAAAAAAAGAACUAAUAAUAAUAAUAAUUUUUUUAGAUAAAUCUUGCAAUGGAUAAAUGGGACUUUUGUAAUUAUUUAAAAUUUGGUGAACAACCUGAGGUAAAUUUUCAAGUAUAAUUUAUUUUGUAUUAAUGGAACUUUCACACCAGAGGACAGACUCUUGUACUAAAACAAUACAGAUUCAGCAUCUUUUAUGUGUUCUUACACUAUGAGCACAAGAUGUGGUCUGUCCAUGUAGUGUAGUGUAUGUAUUAUGUGAAUAAUUACAUGAUUGUAUAAACUGUAUAUAGAUAAACCUGUUUACCGGUACUAUUAUUUAAUAAAGUGUUGAAAAUUAAGUGGAGGGCUGAGAGUUUUGUAAAUAUUUUGUAAUUAUUGUUAUGUAAGUAAAGGGUAAGUACUGUA
This is a messenger RNA of Homarus americanus (American lobster), 1812 nucleotides long. Its product is annotated as ATP synthase mitochondrial F1 complex assembly factor 1-like. Gene Ontology annotation, cellular component: mitochondrion. The coding region runs from base 150 to 1010 and encodes 286 amino acids. NCBI's taxonomy places the organism in Eukaryota, Metazoa, Arthropoda, Malacostraca, Decapoda, Nephropidae. Gene Ontology annotation, biological process: mitochondrial proton-transporting ATP synthase complex assembly. The record is from RefSeq and is a predicted model, not a curated record. The transcript is spliced from 8 exons.